UUUUCCAACCACACAUUAGCAACAGGCAAAAUACAAGCACCAGAAUUGUCUGGUCUCUGGGAUUUUGCUAAGACACUAACUGGAUGCAACCUAGUUACGGUGCCAUUCUCCUUAGCGGACACAAACUUAGGACCUUCCCUUCCUGAGCUUUAGUUGAAUCCAGAACCAACUCUGAGACCACUGCACUAUCCUCAACCAACACAGGCUGAAAGGCACCUUCUGUCUGCUUCACAGACAAAGAAGAGUCGGAGCCGCAUUCUCCUUUUCCAAACACGCAGCUUGGGAUCUCAUUUCCCUUGUCCUGGCACGCAGGGCUGUUCGCAGACAACUGCUUGGAGACCGAGGUAGAUUCCUCCGUAGGCAAGUUAAAAUACCCCUGACGGACACAGGCACAUUUCCUUCACUGUCACAAUUCUCCCCACAGGAAACAAGUAAGGUGUAGGGGCCCUCAUUUUCCGCUAUCCUUGCCUUCCCAAACUGCUGACUAGAUAAAGCCAUCAGCUCACAAGGCUGUCUAGGCUCAUCCAAACUUUCUGUACCAGACACGUUUCCACUCCCAACAGAUAAACUGCUGCUCUAUUCACUACCCUGAGCUACUGUCUGCAAAUCAGAGUUACCCUUUUCAGGUUCACUUGUAUAAGCUGUACUAGCCACCAAUUCAUUACCCCUUAAAAAUCUACCCUUUCCUCCCUCAGCUGGGGCUUCCAUCUGUCCAUCCACUUUAAGCUGCUCCUGAGAAACAUUUUCCUGACCAAUGAGAUCUUUCUGUGCUUGAUCUAAUUCCAGAUUCACUUCUGAAACAUUAGGCAGGCAGACAUUCAGAAACUUCGUUCACAGCCAAACUACUACUUUCCAAAGACAAACCUUUGGAAAAACCUUCCAAAGACACAACUUUAGACACAACCUCUCCUGUGCCUGGUUUGUGUUAACUUGACUGAACAUAGCUCUAAUAUCAUUUCCAAUCAUAAGAUCUUUAGGGAUUGUGUUUUUUACUCCCACAACCAUGGUGCCCUCAAAUCCCUUCCAUUUCAGGUGGCUUUGAGCCAAAGACGCCCUGACAAAAUACUCAGCUGAGGCUACAACAGUUACACUUUCAUCUGGCCAAUAAUCUUCCUCCCUGACAAGACUUGCUUUAACCAAAGUAAUAUCGGCUGCGGUGUCCCUCCAUGCCAUACACCUUACUCCAUUCACUUCUGCACUGUCACUUACUGCAGGAUGCUCUGUCCACGGGGUGCAGUUUGAUCCCACCUCUGCACCAGCUGUCCCGGAGUCACCGGGCGAUGCUCUGGAACUACUCCCUACGAAGCCAGGCAGGACUCUGGUCUAGCAUGCCUCCUCUCUUUGAGCAUACUGUCUCCAGGGCAAGAAGCUUACAGAGCUUCGACCUUCCUGGGUCUUACCUCAGAGCAUUCAGCAGCCCCUUCCUCACCAUGCGCUUCCCGCAGCAAGUCUGCCCAGGCGGGGCUGCUGAGGAAGCCAGAGGGCCCUACACCCCAACUCUGCAGUCAGAGAACAAACUACACCCUGCCUGGGAUGGGCCCUUCAAGGUCAUCAAACAGCUGAAUGAGGUAAACUAUGUAGUGAAACUGUCUAACUAGGCUCACAGCCACUGGGUGUACCAUGUCAACGUGAUGAAGCCAUACUUUGACAGGGAGAAUUUGGUACUGGCCAUCUGUGGCCAGCGGGAGGAGCAGGAAGAUGACCCACUCGUGGAUCUAUUCCCUGAGACGGGGCUGGCCCUUUGCCGGAAUCAAUUCCCCUCUCAGAUCAGCUAACCCCUGCCCAGUAGGCUGAGAUCCGAGAGGCGCCGCUCUCCAACGAGCCUGGGCUCAGUAACCUGGCU
Messenger RNA from Trachemys scripta elegans, 1843 nucleotides. RefSeq lists its product as uncharacterized. The transcript is spliced from 3 exons. NCBI's taxonomy places the organism in Eukaryota, Metazoa, Chordata, Testudines, Emydidae. The record is from RefSeq and is a predicted model, not a curated record. Bases 1167 to 1598 code for a protein of 143 amino acids.